Sorex fumeus (smoky shrew) is the source of this 282-nucleotide messenger RNA. Its product is annotated as dolichol-phosphate mannosyltransferase subunit 3-like. Gene Ontology annotation, biological process: GPI anchor biosynthetic process. Bases 1 to 282 code for a protein of 93 amino acids. Gene Ontology annotation, cellular component: dolichol-phosphate-mannose synthase complex; endoplasmic reticulum membrane. The record is from RefSeq and is a predicted model, not a curated record. NCBI's taxonomy places the organism in Eukaryota, Metazoa, Chordata, Mammalia, Eulipotyphla, Soricidae. The transcript has a single exon.
AUGACGAAGUUUGCGCAGUGGCUGUGGGGACUGCUGCUCCUGGGCUCUGUCUGGGCGGCCCUGACCUUGGGAGCCCUGGGUCUAGAGCUGCCCUCAGUGUGCCAGGAGGUGCUAUGGCCACUGCCUGCCUACUUGCUGGUGUCCACCGGCUGCUAUGAGCUAGACACCAUGGGCUACCACGUGGCCACUUUCCACGACUAUGAGGAUACCGCCCGUGAGCUGCAGAGCCAGAUCCACGAGGCAAGAGCUGACUUAGCCCUCAGGGGGAUGCGUUUCUGGUAA